Molecule: messenger RNA, 1879 nt
Organism: Athalia rosae (coleseed sawfly)
Lineage: Eukaryota; Metazoa; Arthropoda; Insecta; Hymenoptera; Athaliidae
Exons: 3
Coding region: 1-1434 (477 amino acids)
Cellular component (GO): membrane
Source: RefSeq, a predicted model, not a curated record
AUGAACAUCGAUCGUAGACUCGAGUCUGGUAUCUGGGAAUCCAUGCGGGAGUAUCCUACCGAUUUAACGGCUAAGACUAAGGUAGACGCCAUGCAGUUUGAAUUGAGCUGCUGCGGCAGCGAAUCCUUCGAGGACUGGCUAGACCUCGGGUGGUUGCAGGCGCGCGAGAGCGGCGAAAGAAAUGAGAGCCCCACCGCCGCAUCCUCGAAGGGCGUUCCAUUUUCCUGUUGCGUUACGGAGACGUUAGCCCCUUGCGUUCAUCACGGCCUCGACGUGCCUAAUGACGUUUACAACUUGGACCACAGGCUCACCAUAUCGCGAAUAGGCUGCCGGGCUAAGCUUCUGAACCAAACGCUCCAUUAUGGCGGGCUGAUGAUCGUCGCUUUGAUCUCCCUUUCCACUUACCAAAUGAUACUCGCCGUUUUAUCACGUCUGCUGCAAACCGCCCACAGCAACGCUCUCUUCAUCGGAUCCGGAAGGAGUCGAUACCUGGCAUGGAUAUUCGGCAGCUCACCUGGUUCAGAAAAAUAUAAUCGGCUCCUCGGUCCGGAGCGGGUAGCAAAAAUUCCCUCUCACCGUCCGGAAUGGAAUAAUCGUCCCGUCGAUACCGUCGACGCACCUCUGAAAAAUUCACCUUUAGCAACACGAGUUCUCGACGAACAGGGGGGAUCCUCCUACCGCGGGGCGUUCGCUGAAGCAGGCGAAAAAAACUUGACCGAUGAAACGGGUGCAAAGAUUACGCCGUCACCUCCUUCCUCUGGCACCACAUUGCGGGAGAGCUGCGCCCCGGCGAAGGAGAUCGCUUCCUCGGUAAAACCGACCCAGUUUCAGGUAACAACGGACUCGCAAUCAAAUUACGUCAGCUCCACCAAGGAUUGGGGAGGUCCCGCCGAAGAGCAGAUUCACUCCUCGACCGGAUACGACCAGGUUCGCCUCGAUUGCUCGAAAAAUUGUCCAAAGGAUGACGACCAGCUGCAGCGCAAGGAUCUAGCCCCCGAGUACGAGAGGAGUCCGUUUUCUAACUUGCAUUUCCGCUCGAAUAACAACGAGCGACCCGAAGCAGAAAGCGACGUCCGUUGUUCCCGGUCCAGGGACGCGAACAUGCGGGGGGAACGGGUCGGGAACGGGGUUUGUUCCUGCGGGUGCGAUCCAGCGGAGACCUCGUACGGUCGGUUUCACCGCACCGCGUCGAGGAGGAACUGCCAAAUUAUACAUCCCCCGGGACCGGCGCUAAUCGAGCUACCCCCGAUGGAUCGGAGGCGGCGCAGCUUCGUUCGCGACAGCCCCGAUAUUCCUGGGAUUUCUCACCCCGCCUGCAGACUGUGCCCUCGACAGCGGCACUUCGUUCACCCUCAAGAAGGCAACGAUUAUCGCCACCCUCGCCACGGUACAGGCGGCAGUCAUUCAUUCGGGCGUGUUCAUUUCAGAGGUUGAUCGCUUCGAGAGUCCUGCGGACGUCGCAGAGAACUGAUCUGGAUCUUCGUUGUAACGAAGGAUCGAUCGCCGUCAAAAAUGAGAAUACAGAUGCGAGUGCCAAGGAGAUAUUAUACUUGUACAAUAUUGCGAUUAUUUACGGAAUAUAUUGUAUUUUAUGUUAUAAUGUACAAUUUUAAUCGUUUAUUCACCAGGAAGUAAAUACAUAGGGCUUUUGUCUGCUAUUUGAUGUUAGACUUUUAAUAAUUAUACCCGAAGGUAUAUUGCAAUAUGUUUUCGAAGCUAUGAGAAAGCGUUCGCUGUUCGUAAAUUGUAGCGAUCUGUUACUCCUUUAUCUACACGUUAUUAUAUAUCUCGCAUUACGCAGCCUGUUUACAUAUAUGCAUACCUAAUUAUAUUGCAGGGUAUAUAUGUAUGUAUAACCGCCGUUAGAAAUCCAGAAAUU